This is a messenger RNA of Manis javanica (Malayan pangolin), 2195 nucleotides long. NCBI's taxonomy places the organism in Eukaryota, Metazoa, Chordata, Mammalia, Pholidota, Manidae. The record is from RefSeq and is a predicted model, not a curated record.
CAAGCGCUGAGGGUGGAGCCUAAGACGGAGGGUGAUGGCUGCCGCGGCUGUGGCUGUUCGCGAGGGUGAGUGGAAGUGCUGGGGCGCACAGACAGGUACGCUAGCGGACGGGCCCCGGACGGCUGCUGCUAGGCCCUGAGCCCUUUUGGGCUCGGUCGUUCCGUUCCGGCGGCACGCCGGACUCUGGUCUGCACUUCCUCGGGCACAGCGCCGCUCGGCGUACCGGCUGGUUCCUGUGAAAGGGUGGGUACCCCCUUCUUUGCCCUCCCCCGCUUUCCCUUUGAUCCUGCCGCGCACUGCGUCCGCACGCGGAUCCCUGGCUCGCCCCCGCCUCGCGGCGGAUUCUUGGUCAUGCCGACCCAGCAGCCAGCCGCGCCGAGUACGAGUCUCCCCAAACCCUGUUGGAGCCUCUCCGGCUCACUCUGUGACCUGUUUUCUGAUGCAGACUCGGGAACUGGGAUGAAGGCAGAGCUUUCUACUCGGCCUGGGGUAAGUGCGGCUGCCCUCCCAAGCUGCCUGUGAAGAGCUACGCAGGAGGCUGUCAGCUUCAUUCCGCCCCAACCUCUAUCUCCGUUUUACUUAAUUUUUCCGUAAAGCCAGGAGAUUGUUUGCAGAGUUCUUUCACCCCUGACGGCAGGGGGGAGGGAGAUGACCCAAGAAGAAAAGCUGCAGCUUCGGAAGGAAAAGAAACAGCAGAAGAAGAAACGGAAGGAGGAAAAGGGAGCAGAACCAGAAACUGGCUCUGCUGUACCUGCAGUCCAAUGUCAAGGCCCAACCAAAGAAGUGCCAGGACCAGGCAGGCACUUGGGCACUGCUGGGGAGAAAGUUCCACCUGGUCGGAGUAAAGCUGAACUUCGUGCGGAAAGACGGGCCAAGCAGGAGGCGGAGCGGGCCCUGAAACAGGCAAGGAAAGGGGAACAAGGAGGGCCACCUCCUCAGGCCUGCCCCAGCACAGCUGCAGAAGCCCUUUCAGGAGUGAAGCGUGUCCCUGAGCACACUCAGGCUGAUGACCUCACACUUCUGAGGCGGCUUGUUAAGAAACCAGAGCGACAGCAGGUUCCUACACGAAAGGAUUAUGGAUCCAAAGUCAUUCUCUUCUCCCACCUACCCCAGUACAGCAGACAAAACUCUCUAACACAGUAUAUGAGCAUCCCAUCCUCUGUGAUCCACCCAGCCAUGGUGCGACUCGGCCUGCAGUACUCCCAGGGCCUGGUCAGUGGCUCCACUGCCCGCUGUAUUGCCCUGCUUCGUGCCCUGCAGCAGGUGAUUCAGGAUUACACGACGCCUCCUAGUGAAGAACUCUCAAGGGACCUAGUGAAUAAACUGAAGCCCUACUUCAGCUUUCUGACUCAGUGUCGCCCCCUGUCAGCAAGCAUGUACAACGCCAUCAAGUUCCUCAACAAGGAGAUCACGGGUGUGAGCAGCUCCAAGCGGGAAGAGGAGGCCAAGUCAGAGCUUCAUGCAGCCAUUAAUCGGUAUGUGCAAGAGAAGAUUGUGCUUGCAGCUCAGGCAAUUUCACGCUUUGCUUAUAAGAAGAUCAGUAAUGGAGAUGUGAUCCUGAUAUAUGGAUGCUCAUCUCUUGUAUCACGAAUUCUUCAGGAGGCUUGGGCUAAGGGCCGGCGGUUUCGGGUGGUAGUGGUGGACAGCCGGCCAUGGCUGGAGGGAAGGCACACGCUACGUUCUCUGGUCCAUGCUGGGGUCCCUGCCUCCUACCUGCUGAUUCCUGCAGCUUCCUAUGUACUCCCAGAGGUCUCUAAGGUGCUAUUAGGGGCUCAUGCACUCCUGGCCAAUGGGUCCGUGAUGUCACAGGUUGGGACAGCACAGCUGGCCCUGGUGGCACGAGCCCAUAAUGUGCCAGUGCUGGUCUGCUGUGAAACAUACAAGUUCUGUGAGCGUGUGCAGACUGAUGCCUUUGUCUCCAAUGAGCUAGAUGACCCUGAUGAUCUGCUGUGUGAGCGAGGAGAACACGUGGCCCUGGCUAACUGGCAGAGCUACUCUUCCCUACGAUUGUUAAAUCUGGUCUAUGAUGUGACUCCCCCAGAACUGGUGGAUCUGGUGAUCACGGAGCUUGGGAUGAUCCCUUGCAGUUCUGUACCUGUUGUCCUACGAGUCAAGAGUAGUGACCAGUGAGUGGGGGAACACAGGGCCAAUAAAUGACAUAGGUCAAUAAAUGACAUACUCCCUACAUGUAGCAA